This is a messenger RNA of Suncus etruscus (white-toothed pygmy shrew), 1677 nucleotides long. It is a transcript of the gene TOMM34, whose product is annotated as translocase of outer mitochondrial membrane 34. The record is from RefSeq and is a predicted model, not a curated record. Gene Ontology annotation, cellular component: mitochondrion; cytosol. The coding region runs from base 77 to 973 and encodes 298 amino acids. NCBI's taxonomy places the organism in Eukaryota, Metazoa, Chordata, Mammalia, Eulipotyphla, Soricidae. The transcript is spliced from 7 exons. Gene Ontology annotation, molecular function: heat shock protein binding.
UUUCCCCCGGAAGGUCCAACCUGCGACUCGCCCGGGGGAACGGCGGCGCCUGGCAUCGUGCCGGUUCAGGCCCGGGAUGGCCCCCCAGCCCCCCGACUCCGUGGAGGAGCUCUCCGCCGCCGGCAACGAAAGCUUCCGCAACGGCCAGUUCGCCGAGGCCUCCGCCUUCUACAGCCGCGCGCUGAAGGUGUUGCAGGCGCAAGGUUCUUCCGACCCUCAAAAAGAAAGCGUCCUCUACUCCAACCGAGCAGCCUGUCACUUGAAGGAUGGAAACUGUACCGACUGUGUCCAAGAUUGUACUUCAGCAUUAGCUUUGGUUCCCUUCAGUCUGAAGCCCCUUUUGCGCCGAGCAUCAGCUUACGAGGCUCUGGAGAAGUACCCCCUGGCCUACGUUGACUACAAGACUGUGCUGCAGGUUGAUAACCGUGUGACCUCCGCCUUGGAUGGUGUCAACAGGAUGAGCAAAACACUCAUGGGUUCCUAUGGGCCUGAGUGGCGCCUAAAGCUACCCAGCAUCCCUUUGGUACCUGUCUCUGCCCAGAAGAGGUGGGAUGCCUUGCCCUCCAAAGAUUCGACAGUUAGAACACAAAGAGUGCCUUCUGCUGGGGAUAUGGAGAGAGCCAGAGUUCUGAAGGAAGAAGGCAAUGAGCUUGUAAAGAAGGGAAACCAUAAGAAAGCUAUUGAGAAGUACAGUGAAAGCCUCUCGUUUAGUAACCUGGAAUCGGCCACGUACAGCAACAGAGCGCUCUGUCAUUUGGUCCUGAAUCAGUACAAAGAAGCAGUGAAGGACUGCUCUGAGGCCCUCAAGCUGGAUGGAAAAAAUGUGAAGGCAUUUUACAGGCGGGCUCAAGCCUACAAAGCACUCAAGGAUUACAGAUCCAGCCUUACAGACCUCAACAGCCUCCUGCAGAUUGAGCCCAUGAAUGGUCCUGCAAAGAAGCUGCAGCAGGAAGUGAAGCAGAAUUUAAACUGAAGACCCACAUGGUAGCGGGAAGCCUCUGCCUCCUUUCUCUGUGCCUGCUCCACGACCCAGCAUGCCUCAGCACCAGCUCACGCACCCUCCUGUGCCCUCAGAGAUCUUUGCACCUUCCAUUAAGCUCCCAUUAAGCUCAGUGUGAACGCAGACAUUGUAGUUGGGUUGUCGAGCCCUCUUCAGCGUCCCUCUGGCUCCCAGUGAAGCAUUGAGCUUGGGUUCUGCCCUCAGCACGCUCCAGAUUCAUCGCUGCCCUUCUUGCUUCAUUAGGCAUGCUGGGUACUAGAAAUUCCUAGCCCCUCGGCCCCCAGAGCAACCUGGUGAGCUGGUUUCACUGGGCUGCUGCCUCCGCACUGCCCAGGCACUGUCCCGGGAACUGAGCCCCAGUGCCUUUCAGCUGGGGCUCUCUUUGCCCCUCCCGAAUGGAGUGCAGAACCUAGAUGUCGGGACCCAGUCUGGCUGUCUGCCAUUGCCUCCUGCAUAGAGGUCUUUAAGCGCUCCCUAGAGCACAGGGGGUGGCUGCUGCUAAAGGCGGGGUGAGAAAGACCUCCUGGAUCCGGAUCCUUCCAGGCAGGGACUGGCCUGAACCCCCAUGCUGGCACCUGCAGGCAACUUUGUUCUUUGGAGCAUGUUUAUUUUAACUUUUUCUUUCUCUCUGUUGAAUGUGUUUAAGUUGUUGCAGUAAAAGACUUUCUUCUACAUAA